Heterobilharzia americana is the source of this 2751-nucleotide messenger RNA. The record is from the annotation of a GenBank genome assembly. NCBI's taxonomy places the organism in Eukaryota, Metazoa, Platyhelminthes, Trematoda, Strigeidida, Schistosomatidae.
AAUCAGUUAGUUUACACUAGCUGGUAAAAAGAUAUUAAAUAUUGGAUCCUGGAUGUUGGAGCAACAGACUUUAAAGAGGUAGCUUUGACCUAUGCGUUACAGUACUGAGUAAAUAUACAUUUUCUACACGUGAAUGACUGAUGGAUGCCAUCUCAGGAUAUUGUAUUUGAUAAUGGUUCAAGUCUCCAUCAGUGCUUGCGCAAAACAAACGCUGAUGCCUAUUUGCUCGAAGAACUAGGCAUGAGUGUCUAUAGUCAAGAUGAAAACGCCCCACUUCUUGGAGACGAUAAUGAUAAUUUUCCUCCCGAUACAUAUUCACCAAUUGUAAAUGAUAUAUACGGCGAUGUUGAAUUCAAAAAGAUCGUGCAAAUGUCCAUCCAGGCUAUCGAGGCAGGAAUCCAUCCUGAGAGGAUAUAUCAGGGAUCAAGUGGAAGUUAUUUUGUGAAAAAUGCAGAUAAUAAGAAAAUUGCCGUAUUCAAACCUAAAGAUGAAGAACCUUAUGGCAAACUUAAUCCAAAAUGGACUAAAUGGAUGCAUAAACACUGUUGCCCAUGUUGUUUUGGUCGUUCAUGUUUAGUUCCAAAUCAAGGCUAUCUUUCCGAGGCUGGUGCUAGCCUUGUCGACCAAAAACUACGACUCAAUAUUGUUCCUACAACAAGAGUUGUUCGUUUAGUAAGCGAUAGCUUUAACUAUAGUGCAGUCGAUCGUGCAAAAUCUAAAACUAAACAACAUGUCGCUUCUCGAUUCCCUGAGAUAGGUCGUCAUUUCAAUCGCCUUGGACUUCCGCCUAAAAUUGGAUCUUUUCAACUUUUUGUUUCCGGUUGUCGAGAUGCCGACUAUUGGCUUCGUCAUUUUGAUAAUGAAGCACUUCCUAAACCUACUGCUAUGGAAUUCCAAUUUCAGUUUGAAAAACUUGUCGUUCUUGAUUACCUUAUUCGCAAUACAGAUCGUGGAAAUGAUAAUUGGCUUAUUCGUUAUCAAAGCUCAGAAUUGAAAGAAGAACCAGAUGAGAUCAAUAAAGAUGAUUGGGGAGUUGUCAAUAUGCCAAAGAUAGAAUUAUUUGCAAUUGAUAACGGUUUAGCCUUCCCUUUUAAACAUCCAGAUGAAUGGAGAGCGUAUCCAUUCUACUGGGCCUGGCUUCCUAUGGCUAAGGAACCAUUUUCAGAUUCAAUUAAAGAAGCUAUUCUUCCAUUAUUGUCUGAUAUACACUUUAUAAAUGGUUUGGUGCAUGAUCUUCAUAAUCUAUUCGAGAUUGAUCCAGGUUUGACUUAUCUACAUUUCACAAACAGAUGUCUGUUCUUCGUGGUCAGGUUGUUAAUCUUGUUGCAGCUUUACGUGAUUCAAAGAGUCCUUACGAUUUGGUAAGAAUGCCAGUACUCACAUUAGAACCAUCCAUUAAAAAACGUUCUACAAAAUCUCGAUGGCCACAUCAACGUUUUGCUGCUGGUCUAGCACAAGGUGAAAAUACAUUUAAUGAUAUUCAACCUUUUGAAAGUUAUACUGAUCAUAGAAUUAAUAAUAUUCCAUCAAAUAGUAUACAAACUAAUCAACAAUCAGUGUUAACUGAAAAUUGCAUAGGUAACCUUAUUGGUUAUGAUAAUUCAUUAGGUGUGGAUAAUAUUCAGCCUACUUCGAGUUCAACGCGUACAGCUGUAGAUGAUAUUGUUGUUGUUAAUGAUGAUGAUGAUGAUGAUAAACUGGAACAUGGACUUGUCGCUUUACCGACUUUUAGAAAUAAACAAACCAUAUUGAAUAAUACGUCUGAUAAUGGACAAAUUGAAGUAGAUUUGGCUGAUAGUGCUGGUGAUGAUAUAGAAGAUGGUAAUGAACAACGUUUCAAUUUACGUUAUUAUAAAAAGCCAUUUUUCACUUGGUUUUAAUCAAUAUCAUCAUCAUCAUCAUCAUCAACCACAGGAAGGAGGAAAUGUUGACAAUCAGCAAAAAAAUAAAUUGAUUUUAUUAUUUAUACUAUCUGUUAAAAGUCUUCAUCUUCUAUCCAUAUAUAUAUAUAUAUAUAUAUAUGGUAUUAAGGGAAAAGUUUAUCCAAAAAUGUCUUAAUAGCUUGUUUUUAUUCAUAGGAAUGAUCGUUUACACAGUUUACUUUCGUUUUUCUUGUUUUACACUUUCUUAUAUACUGUUUGCCAGUCAAUCACACACACACAUACACACCUGAAAUAUACCUUUUGUCUAAUUUUUCUCUAUUCAUUUUGUCUAUUUCAUUGUUGAUUACAUUUCUUUUGACUUAUCAAGCUAUGAAAUGAUUGCUACCAUUAUAUUGUCUACUUGAAUUGUGUACAGUGUUAAAAUUAGUUCUAUACACUCAUAUAUUUUUACGGUUGAUUAACAAUUUAAUGCUUUUGUAUUGUCUCAACUUCUACAAUAUAUAAUAGGUAUUUGUAGUUGAGAUAUAUAAUGGGAAGGAAUACUUCGAUUGACUUUUGUACACAUGCUUAAAUAUUAUUUCUUACAGGUGUCAUUUACUGAUGUAAUUUAUUAAACAGUUUUCUGUUGUUUCAAUUCGGUAAUUGUAUUCAAUAGUUUAUUAUCUUUAAUGUUUGUAAUCUUUAAUUAAUAUUUGUAAAUUGUAUUUAUUUUGUGAAUAAAUUCAAUUGUGUUUUAACUGAAUAUAUAUGAAAUUGUAUUCAUUUGUAUACUGAGUACUGUAUAUUUCAUCUUCUCAUUAACUGCAUUGAAAAAUUCUGUUAUGUUACCAAGUUUUCCUUAUUUUUCUGUUAUUGUUUUAUUUUCUGC